CUAUACAGCGGCUCCCUUUCCAGGCGGAGUCCCGCAGGCUGCAGUGCCCCAAACCCCUUGCCUGUGCAUCCUGCAGCAGAGCCCUACCAAUAAAGUUAUUGUUGAUGCUGCCCGGUUACAAGAUGGCGGCUCCCAUGGAGACCGCGUGAAUCGCUCCUGGCUGCUUCGGGUUCCUGCUCUAAACGUUCCUGUGACACCAAAGUUCUGGAACUUGAAGAGUUCCUAUUCCCACAGAAAACUGCGGAUUCCUUUCUGUAGUUGAACAUCAACAUUUCAUCUUCAGAGACUGCUGUCUCAGCAGGAGGCCCUCGCAGUUGUCUUACAUUGUUGCAGCAAGAGCUGAGCACAGCUGAGGCCUGGCCUUUGAACAUGUCAUUUUGAAGGGGGAAAAAUGCCAGCCUCUUUAAGAAAACUACAGCAAAUGGCUAUUUAUCUGGGGCUGUUAAGUGGUGGGGGAUGUGCUGUGAUGUAUUAUCUUAUGCAAAAAAAUUUUGCCAGGACACAGUAUUAUCAGCUGGCUAUUGAGCAGCUCAAGAAUGACCCUGUAGCCUUGGAGGCACUAGGGGCUCCCCCUCUUAAAGUUCACAACAUCAGACUGACAGACAAGAGUAAUCGCGUUGACAUGGCCAGAGCACAGUUAAAGAUACCAGUAUCUGGAACAAAAUCGGCUGGAUAUCUCCAUACCAAUUCAGUAAGAGACCUCUCCCACAACUGCUGGUGUCUCCGAGAUGUCACCUUGCAACUCAGGGAUGGUCAGAAUAUUCCAGUGUACCACUCGUGUGUGGAGAGCACCAACACACAGGAGGGGUGAAAACCAAAGACAGCUGCUUUGCACAUCCUGUCACUUGCGAUCUAUUGAUUGGUUGCAUAUUACUUUGAAAUUGUCCAUUUGUCACAAUACUGAGUGUACAGUUAAAUGGACAAUCUUACAGUCCAAUUAUUUCUCUAGCACUGAGCUCAGUGCUAGUAUUGUUAAUUUCAUUCUUUAUUUGUCUGUAUUGUAGAAACCCAAAAUAAAGAUUUUACAGUACUAUUACUGUUCCAGAAUGUCAAAUUGUUAUAUCUUGUAAGUGCUGCUAUGAUUUUUUUUUUUUAAAAGGACUCUUGCUGG
Messenger RNA from Chelonoidis abingdonii (Abingdon island giant tortoise), 1111 nucleotides. Lineage: Eukaryota; Metazoa; Chordata; Testudines; Testudinidae. The record is from RefSeq and is a predicted model, not a curated record.